CAAAGUCGCACAGGCACGCUGCUAUUUUGGCUGGAGACGGUCAAAUACAUGUGCAUCGCGUAGAGCAACCCGGUCGAUUUCAUAUCAGAACGAACGCAGCCUCGGCCUGCCAACAUGGCGGAAGGACACAAGCGCUCCAAAUCGGCCAGCGUCAAGAACCUGCUGGGGAGAGUAUCUUCGCGAAACGACGUCACGGACACUGAGGCACUUCCAGAGAGCUCAUCCGUCACUUCGUUCAAUUCGCAGCAGCCCUCUUCGGGCUCCUCGCACCCGCACACCCACCACGUCCACCUUGGGCACUCGCGAAGCACAUCCUCCAAGCACGGCCCACGCCUCUCCACCGGCAUGACCACGGUGAACACGCAGGACGCCAAUGCGAGCGGUCCCACCUCGCCCAGCUACGCGCCGUCCCCGCUGUCCCCGACCCCCAAGACGACAUCCAUCGAGCAGUCUGUGAAAUUGUUCCGCGUGUUCGAGUCACUCCGGAACGGCGAUACGGCCGCGAUAUCGAAGGCCAUCCGAGAACAGGCCAACGCCAACACGGUAGACAGCGACCAGAGCAGCACGUCGCUGACUCUUCCUAACCGUGCCGAGGGAACUACGAUACUGCACCUGGCCAUACAAUGCGCCGAGGUACCUGUCAUCGAAUUCGUGCUGUCGAAUGCCACGCCUGGGCCUGAUUCAGUCAUUGACAUCAACGGACGUGAUCGCGAUGGCAAUACGGCCCUGCACCUCGCAGCAACCCUGGGCCGCGCACCUGUUGUGCGCAUGCUGCUCGACAAGCCCGGCAUCAACGAUUCUAUAACCAACUACAACGGACAGACACCCUUGGACCUUGCCCGCACGCCCGAAAUAUUCCAGCAGUUGCAACUGGCUCGAUCCAUAUUCAUAGACACCAACGUGAAGAAGGUACAACAACUCCUAGCUGCCGGCGACAUGUCCUCUCUCGAGAAGUUGUUGCAAGACCCGCGGAUAAAGAGCACCCUCGACGUAAACGGCGGGGAGCUCGUGACUGAUCCCGUUGUCGUCGAGGCUGGAGGUACUCUUCUGCACGAGGCCGCCAAGAAGAAGGAUGUGAAAUUGGCACAACUGCUCCUCCUCAACGGAGCUGACCCCUUCCGAAGAGAUCGCAAGGGCAAGCUUCCCCAAGACUACACCAAAGAUGACCGUACCCGUGCCAUCUUGAAGCGUUCACCAGCUGCCGCUGCUGCGCAAAGAGGAAUUCAAGAAAAAACGAUCCUUGCAGGAGCAGGACCGCAGGCUGGAGCCGCGCCAGAGAGCGGCAUGGGUGCGAAAGAGUCGCGCGAGAUGAAGGGCUACCUCAAAAAGUGGACCAACUACACGAGCGGAUACAAACUGCGCUGGUUCGUUCUGGAGGAUGGAGUGCUAAGCUACUACAAGCAUCAAGACGACACGGGCACUGCCUGUCGUGGCGCCAUUAAUAUGCGCAUAGCAAAGCUCUACAUGGAUCCGCAGGACAAGCAACGUUUUGAAAUUCAAGGCAAAUCGUCCGUCAAAUACCAUCUCAAGGCCAACCAUCAGGUUGAGGCUAAAAGAUGGUACUGGGCACUAAACAAUGCAAUCCAGUGGUCCAAGGAUGAAGCACGUGAAGAGACGAAGCGCACACAGCACGAUCAGGAAGCAUUGAAACAAGCCAAGAUAGAGCAACUUUCCAAGGAGGGCGACAGCUCUAGCCUCGCUAGCUCCAAGAUCACAAGCUCGCGUCACCUAGCCCCUACGACAUCUCUGGGAGUGCCUUUGACCACCCAGGAUACGGCAUCGCGUUCAGGUCAGAGCGUGAUUGAAGAUGGGCCAGAGAGCGCCUAUGACCCCAGCGUCGGUGGCAACGAGCUCGGCAAGAUGGUUAGUCAUGUUGGCACCGCCACUGUGGAGGGUGACGCCGACGACGAUGAAGAGUAUGGCGACGACACGAGCAGCCACGAAGUCCGACCCCAGAACAAGGAUGCUUUCAACAUCACCGCACAGUCCGCGAAGCUUCAACUCGACCUUCUUGAACAUGUAUCCACCGCGCUACAACAAGAGAAGACGAAGAAUCCGACGCUGCAGAUCUCAGAUCCGAUGAUGCUACAAGCACUUUCCUCGUACGAGUCAGCAGUGGGUAAUCUGAAAGGACUGGUAGGCGACUUACUCCGCAUAUCGCGUGACCGCGAUGCGUACUGGCAAUACCGACUGGACCGGGAAGCCAACGUGCGCCGAAUGUGGGAAGAGAGUAUGGCUAAGGUCGCCCGCGAGCAGGAAGAGCUCGAGAACCGUAUAGGUGAAUCCGAAACCAAGCGACGAAAGACUAAGCGAGCUCUGCGAGAGGCCUUGGAAGAUUACCAGGUUGGCGGCGAAAAGAGGUUAUCCAAAGGUUCGGAUGACUUCGUAGAAGCCGAAGAGGACCUGGCAGCAUUGAAGUCGAAGCCGAGCUCGCAAGCGUUGAAGAGAAAAGCUACUCUUGCUAAUAUCGCUGCGGACAUGUCUGAGUCUGAUUCAGAAGACGAUGAGGAGUUCUUCGAUGCUGUAGGCGCUGGUGAAGUGGAGGUCGUCGAGAUGCCCGUUGAAACGCAUAAUGGUGCAAUGGAGGAAGCGCCUCCUGCCUAUAGUGGUGAUGUAUUCGAUAGCAAGCAUGCAGAUGUUGCGAAGGGCUUCGUUGGAUACGAAGGUGGUGUGCGCAAGAAGCUAAAUAUGGACGACGAUAACAGACCAAAGAUAUCGCUCUGGGGCAUUCUCAAAUCCAUGAUUGGAAAAGACAUGACCAAAAUGACGCUUCCGGUUUCUUUCAAUGAGCCAACGUCUCUCCUGCAACGUGUUGCAGAAGACAUGGAGUAUACUGACCUCAUUGACACCGCCGCCGAACGCACCGACUCCACCGAGCGCCUGCUUUAUGUAGCCGCAUUUGCAGCUUCGGAAUAUGCCUCGACUAUUGGCCGUGUCGCCAAGCCAUUCAAUCCUCUCCUUGGUGAGACAUACGAAUACGCGAGACCUGAUAAGGGCUACCGUUUCUUCAUUGAACAGGUCAGCCAUCAUCCUCCUGUUGGUGCUGCUUACGCAGAAUCGAAGAAGUGGGACUACUAUGGCGAGUCAGCGGUGAAGUCGAAAUUCUACGGCCGUUCGUUCGACAUCAAUCCGCUCGGAACCUGGUUCUUGCGCCUGCGGCCGACCGCUACGGGCGGCAAAGAGGAGUUGUACACUUGGAAGAAAGUUACUUCUUCUGUCAUCGGCAUCAUCACUGGUAAUCCUACUGUCGACAACUAUGGUCUUAUGGAAAUCAAGAACCAUACCACCGGCGAAGUGUGCCAGCUUGACUUCAAGCCUCGCGGCUGGAAGGCCUCCUCCGCAUACCAGGUCAUCGGAAAGGUGCUAGACGCGGAGGGCAGAGUACGCUGGAGCGUAGGUGGCCGCUGGAAUGACAAGAUAUACGCGCGCUUCACGCCCGGCUUCGAAGAUGCAGACAUCGACAAGGGUGGCUCGAAACACGCAAAGCACGACGACAAUAAAGCCUUCCUUGUGUGGCAGGCGCAUGCGCGCCCCACAGGUAUUCCAUUCAACCUCACGCCGUUCGUAGUAACGCUCAAUGCCGUCGACGACAAACUCCGCCCCGUUCUCGCGCCAACAGACACCCGUCUGCGACCCGACCAGCGCGCCAUGGAGGACGGCGAGUAUGACCUCGCAGCUACGGAGAAGAAUAGGGUCGAAGAGAAGCAGCGCGCGACGCGCAGGAAGCGCGACGCGCAUGGCGAAGAGUUUGUGCCCAAGUGGUUCUCCAAGGGCAAGUGCGACAUCACGGGGGAGGAGUUCUGGGAGUUCAACCAUAACUACUGGAAUACGCGGUACGAGGUUGCGCAGAAGACCACAAAGUGGGAGGAGCACGGGCUCGAGGAUAUCUUCUGAGAUGCAUAAGCAAGUAUGUGUUGAUGUUGUUCACGAUUGAUCUGAGCUUGACGGCCUGGGGAGAGCUUGUGUACUUGAUGGAGAUGGAUAUACUGAUUUGAUUGGGAUUGCUUUGUAAUCUUAGCGUAUGCGUAAUGUGGUGGACUGCUCUCUUGCAAAUUGAAUAGUUCGCGAAGCUGUUUUGCUGGGCGCCGACUAUCCAAGAUCUGUUCAAGGGUAAAUAUAAACAAAGCCUGGUAUCCCAUCCACGGCUCCGAGCAGAAACGUGUUCUGUAACGGCACAGAAGCAGAAUCGCAGUUCAAGCACAAGCUGAGCGUGCGCCCUACGCG
This is a messenger RNA of Paraphaeosphaeria sporulosa, 4224 nucleotides long. RefSeq lists its product as uncharacterized. The transcript has 4 exons. The coding region runs from base 115 to 3894 and encodes 1259 amino acids. NCBI's taxonomy places the organism in Eukaryota, Fungi, Ascomycota, Dothideomycetes, Pleosporales, Didymosphaeriaceae. Gene Ontology annotation, molecular function: sterol binding; protein binding. The record is from RefSeq and is a predicted model, not a curated record. Gene Ontology annotation, biological process: endocytosis; exocytosis; maintenance of cell polarity. Gene Ontology annotation, cellular component: intracellular membrane-bounded organelle; cytosol; nuclear envelope.